UUUUUGGCAACGACUGAUGUAAGUGUAGCGUAGCGUAGGCCUUGAGCCAUGGUAAUGUUUGUGUAAUGAAGAGAGAUGCCGAAUAAAUCUGAAAAAGAAAAGUGUUCCAAUGUUGCUGGAGACACAAAAAAUUCAAAUGCCCCUCCACCCACACAGUUAACGAAGAUUAAAUAUAGUGGAGCUUCAUACCUAAAAAAGUAUGACAAACGGCAAACAUCAUCUAGAUUCAAUAUUUCUAAAAAUAGAGAACUUCAGAAACUUCCACUCUUAAAAGAUGCUCAGCAACAGGAGUGGGAAGAUUUAUUUAUUCAAAAGCUUCGGCAAUGUUGUGUUUUAUUUGAUUUUGCUACGGAUCCCCUCAGUGACUUGAAGUACAAGGAGGUUAAGCGUGCAGCUUUAAAUGAAAUGUUAGAAUAUAUUUUCGCUCAGCGUGGUGUCAUAACUGAGGCUAUAUAUCCUGAAAUAGUUCAUAUGUUUAGUUGCAAUGUUUUUCGCACAUUACCUCCAUCUUCUAAUCCCAGCGGUGCAGAAUUUGAUCCUGAAGAAGAUGAACCAACAUUAGAAGCUGCAUGGCCACAUCUGCAGUUGGUGUAUGAAUUUUUCCUGCGUUUUUUGGAAUCACCAGAUUUUCAACCAAAUAUUGUUAAGCGCUACAUUGAUCAAAAAUUUGUGUUACAGUUAUUGGAGCUAUUCGAUAGUGAAGAUCCUAGAGAAAGAGAUUUUUUAAAAACAACUUUACAUAGAAUAUAUGGUAAAUUUUUGGGACUAAGAGCAUACAUACGUAAACAAAUAAAUAAUAUUUUUUACAGGUUUAUAUAUGAAACUGAACAUCAUAAUGGUAUAGCUGAAUUAUUAGAAAUUCUAGGAAGCAUUAUUAAUGGUUUUGCAUUACCCUUAAAAGAAGAACACAAAGUAUUUCUCUUGAAAGUUCUAAUGCCUCUACAUAAAGUUAAAUCCUUGAGUGUUUAUCAUCCACAGUUAGCAUACUGUGUUGUUCAGUUUUUAGAAAAAGAUCCUAAUUUAACCGAACCAGUAGUCACUAGUUUAUUAAAAUUUUGGCCUAAGAUGCAUAGUCCUAAAGAGGUCAUGUUUCUUAAUGAAUUAGAAGAAAUAUUAGAUGUUAUAGAACCUGCUGAAUUUACAAAAGUGAUGGUUCCACUUUUUAGGCAGCUGUCUAAAUGUGUUUCUUCUCCACAUUUUCAGGUUGCAGAACGGGCUCUGUAUUAUUGGAAUAAUGAAUACAUAAUGAGUCUGAUUAAUGACAAUGCUACAGUGCUGUUGCCGAUUAUGUUUCCAUCUUUAUAUCGCAAUUCGAAAUCUCACUGGAACAAAACCAUCCACGGACUAAUCUAUAAUGCUCUUAAACUUUUUAUGGAAAUGAAUCAAAAGCUCUUUGAUGAAUGUGUACAAAACUAUAAGCUUGAAAGACACAGUGAGAAAGCAAAAAUGAAAGAAAGGGAAGAACAGUGGUCAAAAAUAGAAAACUUAGCUGUAAAAAAUCCUAAAUUUAAAGACAUAGCCCCUUUGAAUGCCAACCUUGCUAAUAAUGUAACAGAAACUGCUGUUCCUGAUCUGCCAACUCCUGUGGAUGAAGAGUUUUUAAUGAAUUAUGAAAAAAUAGAGUAUGAAACUAAAGAUGUCAAGAAAAUACCAUUUCAAAAAGAAAAAACUCUUUUACGUAGAAAAUCUGAACUUCCUCAUGAUUCAUUAACCCUCAAAGCUCUCAAUGACCAUAAACGGGUUGAUGAAUAUCUCACACCUGCUCCUUCAGAAAGUAUUUGAAAAUAGCAAUAAACUAGAGUGUUAUAGCCAUCAGUGUUAAAAUUCACUCAAGGUGCUCAAUGCCUAUUUACAUUCCUUAUUGAGCGAAUAAACAAAGAAACUCUUUCUUCCUGAUUGGUCGGUGUUUAAAAUUGACUUUGUUUUAAGCAGAGACGCAGCAUUUUUGCAAAAGUCUUGCCUUUUUUAAGUAUGACAAAAUUUAUCAUGAUUGUAAUUAAAUCAAUUAGUUUCAAAAAAUGCCCAAAAUAAACUUCUUGUAAAUGCUUGAUUUGUAUAUAUGAAAAUGAAAUGAUUUGAUAGAAUUUUGUUUUUGAUCUUUUGAUGAUUUAAUUUUUACAUUUUGCUUUGAUUUCAAACCACUACUGAAUAUGUUUGAAUUUGUAAGUACUCAUACUAAUCAAAAAGAAUUUAAAAAAUUUCUUCUUUAUUAUUUUUAUUUCCCUUUUUUUUAACACUGUAGUUGAAGCUCUUUAAAUAUUAAAAUUUAAAUGUAUUUGUGUAUGUAAAAAUAAAACUUUUAUCAUAAAAAAUUGUCACAUUUUUAUUUUAUGAAAUUCUAUUGAAAAUGCUAUCCAAUCAGGGUUGGAGGGCUUUGGUUUUAUUGCUAUUGUUACAUACUUCCAGUACUGGCUUGCUGUCUCUUAAUAUUAAGUAUAACUUCGAAGUUGUAAGGGAAUGUGCGAGAUGUAGAAUUGCAGUUUUGGAAGAUUAAAAGACAUGUAUAGUAUACAUAGUAUUAUCAAAAUUUUGUCUAUUUUUUUAAUCAUUCUGUUACUAUAGCUCAUGCAUUCCCUUUUGUCAAGUAUUUCUGUGAUAUGAUAGUUGAUACAGUUAUUACUUGAUUAACUUUUUUAUAGUGAGAUCUAUCAUGUAUUUACAUGAUAUAAUUGCUGAGAUCAUAGGUAAAACUUCUCAAUGUAUACUGAUUUUUUAAAAAAUACAGGGUUGUUACACAUUUUGCAAACCAUUGAAAUUUAUUUAAAAGUAUCAGAUGCUUUUUCAAAAAGAAAAGGAAUAAUCUGAAACUUGAUAAUUCCCUGAACAUUUGAGUGGUUUUCUAUGUGUGGGGGGGGGGAUGACACUGUUUCACAAUUAGAUUAUAUUCUGAUUUGAAAUUUCAUUUUCCCAUAAAAAAUAAACUUCUGUGUUUGUUUAAAUAUAAUUAGAAUGAAUUGUGUAAGAAAAAUAUGGCCUUGGCCCUUGAUUAAUAGAUUUAUAAGGUACAUAGAAAAUAGAGUAUUUUUUAAGGGGGUGAGUUGUACCUCUGAACUGCUUUGUUUGAAAAAAAGAAUAUGUAGUUUAUUUUAACAUAACUCAAAGAAACUUCCAAUCAGCACACAUUUGUUGGCAAGUUUUCACUUAGGCUAUUGUUCCUUACGGUAUUUGUUAUAAAAUUGCCACAUCAACUAAAAUUUUACAAAAAAAAAAAAAAAAAUACUUUAAAUUAUGCUUGAAAUUAAAGAAAAUUAAACUUGUCAUUUUUGAAAUCCAAUAUGGUCUUUCAAAAUACUUUUGUAAAUAAAAUGAUGGAGCCUGUUUAAAAAGUUACUGAUGCUGAAAAGAAUAUUAAGGGAGAUUUCUUUAUGUAAUUUUGCAUGCUUGAAACCUUAUACAUAAUUCUCAUAAAAUAGCUGAAGGCUUUUUAAGCAGAGAAAAUUUGAAACAUUAUUAGAUUUCUGUAAAAUGUGUCUGAACCCUGACAACAUCAGAACUUAAAUUUGGAAUACUGGUAUCUUUAGUACCAUCAAUCAGUUUUAAAUUAAAAAUUCUUCAUUUAGUUAAACGUUUAACAGCUCCUAUAUUUUUUCUUUGUGCACUUUGGUGUGUAUUCAGUUAAAACUGGAAGUCAGAACCCUGCAUAUCUCAGUCAUAUUUUCAUGUGCCAUUUUUAGUAUGAAAUUGUAUUCACAUUUUUGGUGCAUGCAUUUGGUGCAACAAUAGCUUUUCCCCUUAAUCAGUCAUGGAACUAGAAGACUUAGCGAUGUUGCAAUAUUCAGUUGCAUGAAUUGUGUACUGUCAUGGAAUUUUCGUGGUUAGUGGUUGAUGUUGGGAUUAUAUAUAUAUACUCACAUUCAAAACAAGCUAAUUUAGGCAUUUUUAAACUGAUAGGAGCUUAUGGAUAUUUACAUCACAACACUUUUUGUAAAUACUUUAAGCAUUUUAAAAACAUUGUUUUGUAAAGUAAAUUCCUUUUUAAAGUUUUCUUUUUCCCCUUUAAAUUUAAGUAACUGCCUGAAGAAUGCCCAAUAUGUUUUCCCAUUUUCUUUAUAUGGAUUUAAAGAAAAAAUUUCAAGCUAUAAUUAUUUUUUUCUAGUUAUUAAAUUGUGUACAGUUUUCUUUUUUAAUACAAGAGCUUUUGAAAAUAAAAUUAAUGUAUUUAAUUUAUUUUUAAAUGUUUUUAAUGUAUAUUUGCAAUUAAACUCUUAUUUAAAAUGCUUUUUAAUGAAUGUAUGAAUUUCAUAAUAAAUGCAUUGAAAUUUUUACAUUGUUUGUAUCAUAAAAUAUCUAUCAUGCCUUAAUUUCUUUGUAAAAAAUCAAUUGCAACUGUAAAAAGUGUUCAAAAAUAAUAAAAGUUAAUGUCAUUUUUUUAAA
Uloborus diversus is the source of this 4374-nucleotide messenger RNA. RefSeq names its product serine/threonine-protein phosphatase 2A 56 kDa regulatory subunit gamma isoform-like. Gene Ontology annotation, molecular function: protein phosphatase activator activity. Gene Ontology annotation, biological process: protein dephosphorylation; signal transduction. Bases 76 to 1782 code for a protein of 568 amino acids. NCBI's taxonomy places the organism in Eukaryota, Metazoa, Arthropoda, Arachnida, Araneae, Uloboridae. The transcript has 15 exons. The record is from RefSeq and is a predicted model, not a curated record. Gene Ontology annotation, cellular component: cytosol; nucleus; protein phosphatase type 2A complex.